Molecule: messenger RNA, 3487 nt
Organism: Amoebophrya sp. A25
Lineage: Eukaryota; Dinophyceae; Syndiniales; Amoebophryaceae
Source: the annotation of a GenBank genome assembly
GAUGAAGGCAGCCCCAGCGCCUGAUAGCAAGCAGAGAACUGAAGGCUUCUGAUUAUCCGUGGCGCCACUAUUCAGCGUGAGAACGGGCGCUGAUCUUCGGGAGAUAAUCAUGGUGGUCUCGAAGGAGCAAGCGCUGGCAGAAGACGAGGAGCCACGCUUGUACACGAAUCGGCUGCGAGGGCAGACAGUGUCGGUGCCAGAUGGUGACGCUGUGCUCGAUGUGACUUUCGGGCACCCGCGGUGUCAAGUCACAGAUAGUGGCGUGAAUGACCCAGAGUUGAGUUUGUCCCUGUCCGACCUUCGUCCCCGCGGUGACGGCGUAGAGUUGAUGAAUAUUCUAGUAAGCAGCUGGACCGGCCCCGAUAGUCUUGAGUUACUGCAGGCAAUCGGAGCCCAUGACGGACAGAUGAUGUGCGUGCCGACGACUCUGCUUUACGGGUAGUUUAUCACUAGUAUCCCAUAUGGACUACACUGGGCGAAGGGCUGCCUGAUCUGAAGGGGAAGAAGAAGGGGAAAGAGGGCCGCCAGAUUGUUGCGAGUUUAUUUGUGAACCGAAAGAAUACGAUCGAAAUCCAAAGGGCCAAGAAGUGGGGAAGUUGGUGGCGUUGGAGAAAUCUAGCGGCGUCGAAGGUCAUGCGCUGAGAUCCGUCCCGACCAUUUUGCGAGUUUUGUGAUGCUCUUCACGUUUCUGGGAAUGUAAGCACGCCAAGGCAGAACGGCCAAGAAAGUGCGGGCAAGAUGGUGGGCAACGUCGUGGCCACACUCAUACCGCGGAAGUCCUCCGCCUUGUAGGCCUUGGGUCAACCGAUGCAAUGCGUGCAAUAAGUCCCGCGCUUUGUGCUCCCUCUGGUGUAACUGACAAAGCAAGUAACAACGAGAGCCGGCCGCUGCGCUUGUUCAGCCAAACAGUCCAGGGGAUCAAUCAGAGACGAGCAAACCAGCGCGGCCCCCGGUUUUCCCGUUUGGUUCCUUUCGUCUCUUAUAUUUCUAUACAGCUCCCUUAAUUUUUACACAGAUCGGCCAGGGGUAUGAAGAAGCUGCCCCUAAUUGUUUCUGACACCACCAACAUCGGAAGCAGAUGCAGACUUGAUACAGUCGUUGACUGAUGAGGAUUUUCGGAAGUUACUUCGCGUCUUCUAUCCUGGAGUAGACCACUCGCACACGGAAGAGGAAGGCGACGUAGAUGAGUUCUUAAGACAUUGUAGCCAAGGAAAAGCAUCCAUCUUGGAACGCAGCGUCAUCUUUUUGGGGCUGCUCCGUGUACUACGGGAAGACAAGAGCAGCUUCAGAAAGAAUUUUGAACUUUGACUAUAAAGAUGGGUAUCUAUAAUUUGAUUUCUGAACAACUUUGAGGACUUCUAAAAAAUGUUGAAGCAGAGAUCGAAGCAGGUCGACGUCCAGAGCCAGUGUGGAGCGCGCGGCGCCGAUGGGAUUUUACAGGACAUCACACGAAGAUUUUGGCUUUCCACUACUACAUGACACCGGAAAAGCAUGGAAACAGCACAGUCCCAACCGAAUGGGUGCGUCUUGUUAUCACCUCCGCCAACUUUAACACCGAGCACUGGCACUACUCGAGCGAAAAUGUGUGGGUGCGCGACAUCCCGCUUGCAACUGCACCGAGCUUACGCAAUACGCUAUGCCACAGCUUUGGGAGCUCGUUCGCGCGUCUCUUCGUGGACCUCCUUCCCCAAGCGUCGUUCGCUUCUGGUCGUCGAGUCGUAGCUGAGGACUGGCUGGAGAUUUUCUUUCGUGCUAGGUGGUCUGCUGGAGUAGCGGAAAACGAAAGAUGCGUUGUGAGUCUCCCAGGCUUUUUUCCGUCUGAGCUCCACUCGUCGCACUCUGUGGAGAGCCUACUUGUUGGCCUGACAGAAGAGCACAUGGUCGUGGAGAAAGACAUCAGUGCUGAGAUUAUUUCUGUUGAGAAGCUUCAAGAGGAGUCUUCAAAGACCUUUCGGCACCGUAAAAAGCAAUAUACACUGGUACUGGGUUUUGAGGAGAGGAAGCUCUCUAUUCUUAAGGACGUGCUCGCGCUGGCCGAAGUGAACGAGGCACCCUGCGUUGUCGAUUAUCCGCGUUUAACACUGAGGCGCAGUGCUGCUGGCUCUGACGUGCCCACCUUCAUUGAAUGUGAGCUGAAAAUAAGAGAACUCGAUGAAGACCACGAUUUCGACGUUCAGGUUGCUGCGCGCGUAGCGUCCCUUAUACGUAUACCUCGAGGGCGCGAAUGCGUGCAAUCCCGGAGUGACCUGCCUCCUGUCAUGGUUGUCACUGGCAGCGUUCAAACGCGCGCAUAUACGAAGUGGAGCUGUCUCGAUUGCAAGGAAGAGCCGGUGAUCCUGGUCACCGAUCACCUGCAUGGAGACCCUGCUCAUUGGAAGGCAUCGCAGUUCGCAACUCAUGUAAAUGUUAAGGCUACCGCAGAAGCAUCCUCAGCAUCACCCUUGGCGCUUUUUCAAGGGGAAAAAGAAGCCAAGGAUGUUCUCAGGGACGGUAGCUCUAAGAAUGAUAUCGACUUUGCUCGCUUUGCGCCGAAUGAGCGGCUAUACGAACGCCAUCUCGUUCGAGGUCAUCAAAAGAUACUGUUUCAGGGAAGUGCAGGCCGUGGUGGCUGGCUCUACGCUGGGUCUCACAAUUACACCGAAUUUGCAUGGGGUUGGGAGAGCCUAUAUUCUACCAAGGUGAGCCAAACGCAUCUGCCUGACAUGAUCACAAAGUCGAUAACUACAAGCACUACGUGUGACUAUGACAGCGCAGCAGAACUUGACGACGCGACUGGCCAUGAUAGUAAAAACAACAAAAUAUUAGAACAACAACAACAACAACAAGAGGAACAGCAAGAAGAAGAUCAUGGUUAUUGGCAACGCGAGAUCUGGACGAACAUUGACACUCGUGAAAUCGGUGUGAUCACCGACUUCUUACCAAACGAAGAUGUAGCACCUUUCGAUCCGCUAUACUUUCGCUCAGAGUGGAACCAGAGACACGGGAAUGCCACACGCAGUCUGGCGUCGAUUGCACGCGUCUGCAGCCCUCCGGAACGCUUUUCUACUACUGCUGUCACAGAACUGAAGGACAAAGUAGACGCGUGCAAAAUGCGAAUGUUUCUGAGUCCCCAAAUGCGUGCCGUUGCCGGGAGACUACGCUAUCGUGAUGUGCGCAAGUUCCUUCCAUUUGAGCCCAAAAUCGUUGAGCCCUUGGAGCUGAAGGACUAGUUCCUAUCUACAAAACGGAAAGAACGUCGGCUCCCCAAGAUAAAGUCGUGAACCGUUUUCAUGGUAGUCUUUAACGACUGUUGUAACAACACGACCCCCAACCCCAUUCCAUUAUCCUUUUGAACCUGCACCAAAAGACACCUUGCUACACAUGUAUUUCAAUUUUUCUCUUGUUGGUCGGUUGAACAAAAGCAAGAGAGCAGCAAAUUGAUUCAAUGCAGAUCGGCGAUCCGAUAUCCACUUAUUUACCUUCAACAAGUGAGGAUUUUUCUUCUGUG